AGUAAGCUUUCAGAAGUUCUCUGUCUUAGCACUGAAUGAAGUGCCCUAAGCCAAGUGAAAAUUUCCCCUGUGAAUAGUGCUAUCGCAAUGAAAUCUUACCUUUUGAUAUUGUUUAUCUGCAUUUCUACAGCAUUUUGCAAAUAUCAUUUACCAUCUACUUCGAAACCCAAUCACUAUGACCUUUUUUUAUUUAUUGAUGUCGAUGGUGGAGUAUUCAAUGGGAGCGUUAAGAUCAAUUUGGAUGUGAUUGAACCUACUGAUAAGAUUUCUCUAAAUUAUAGAGAUAUUACAAUAUACACUGAGUCAAUUUCUUUAAAAACCCAAACGAAUGAUUAUGUACUCAAGGAGACAUUGUUGAACACAAGUUCAGAGAUUGCCCAAUUCACCUUUGACCAACUGCCAAUAGGAACUUACGAUUUCUCUCUGGAAUUCGAUGGAUCGAUACGAAAUGAUUUGAAGGGACUCUACAUGAGCUAUUACUGGACUGAAGAUGGUCAGAAACAUCAAGCAGCAACGACAUUUCUAGCUUCAAUUUAUGCUCGUAUGAUCUUUCCCUGCUACGACGAACCACAUUACAAAGCUACGUUUACGGUUAGCAUAACUCAUUCGAACAAAUACCAUGCUCUCUCCAAUAUGCAACCUUUCAAUGCUCCAGAAAUUGUGGCACCAGGAAUACUCCAAACAAACUUCAGGCCUACUCCUAAAAUGUCAACCUAUCUCCUAGCUUUUAUCGUAUCAGAUUUUUCUGAAAACCCCAACUCAGCGGGAAACUUCAGUAUUUACUCCCAGCCAGAGCACCUCUACAUGACAAACUAUUCACUAACGAUUGGACAGCAGUCCUUGAGGAAGCUUGAAGAGUACUUUGAAGCUCCUUUCCAAUUGCCGAAGCUAGACUUGGUGGCAUUCGAUGAUUUUUUAAUGGGUGCAAUGGAAAACUGGGGUCUCAUCACCUUUCUUAGCAGCCGACUCCUCUACGACGAAGCUACGGUAACUACGAAAUCUCUUCAGCAGAUGACAAAAACCAUCACCCAUGAACUGGUUCAUCAGUGGUUUGGGAAUGAAGUAACUGCUGAAUGGUGGUCCGAAAUUUGGCUCAACGAGGGAUUUGCCACAUUUUACGAAGACGUGAUUACUGAUCAACUGUACCCUGAGUGGGAGUUGAUGGAUCAGUUCGUAGUUCAUACGCAGCAAAACGCAAUGGAACGGGAUGCUUCACUUAAUGCUAGGAGCAUGGCUGAUAACAUUGAGACCCUAGAUGACAUUUGGGGUGUUUACACUUACAUUCCGUAUCAGAAGGCUGCCAGUGUUAUUCGCAUGAUUCAGAACGUAGUGUCAAAAGAAGCUUUUAAAGAUGCCAUCAAAAGCUACAUUAAAGCCAUGAGUUACAGUUCAGCAGUUCCACAGAAUUUAUACGAUCACCUUGAAAAUAAUACUUAUGGAAUUAGAAUUGAUAGAAUUUUCUCAAGCUGGGUUGAGAAUCCUGGAUAUCCCCUUAUUACAGUUACCCGAGAUUACCAAAACAGAAUAAUGGAAAUAACUCAGAGACGUUUCAUUGCAAGUGAGGAUGUUGAAGUUCCACAAAACCGGUACUACGUUCCUAUUAAUUAUGCUACAGCAAAGUAUCCAGAUUAUUCAAAUACUGAACCAGUAAACGUCAUAUUUCCAGAAUUACCAACAAUUUCUAUUGCAUUGCCUGAUGAAAUUAACGACGACUGGGUGAUCCUUAAUAAGAGAGCAACCUACUACUACCGCGUGAACUAUGAUACGAAAAACUGGCGGUUAAUUACUGAAAGUCUCUAUAGUGAACCCACUACAAUUGCAGUAGCCAACAGGGCUCAACUUCUCGAUGAUGCCUUUACUCUAGCUAAGUACGGUCAAGUCCCCUAUAAGAUUCCCUUGGAUCUAGUAAAGUAUCUUCGAAACGAAACCGAUUAUAUCCCCGUAACUGUUGCUAUUAAACAUAUCCGACAUCUGGAACAAAUUCUAAGAGGAACCGACAUCCCAUUUAGGAAAUUCUUACAGGGGAUUGUUACAAAUAUUUACAACCAGGUUACUUUCAAUGAAGAUAGGGGUGAUCCUCACUUGAAAAAGAUGUUGCGAAGUGAAGUAACAAAAUUAGCAUGUGAGCUGGAAGUUGAGGAAUGCGUCGAGGACUCUAUUCAGUAUCUGGAUAAUGUAAUUCCUAACACUCGCCCAGCUGUAUUUUGUGGAUAUCUGAAGAAAACUGAAGAAUCGUCCUGGCCCCUUCAACUGUAUUACUUCAAGUUGUCUGAGUACACUCGAACGGAGAGAUCAAGGAGAAAGUAUUCUCAAGAACUUGGUGAUAUCAUAGCGUCAUUUAGCUGUGUAAACAGUCAAUCUCUUAGAUCAUCUAUCCUGCAAAUGACUUUGAAUAAAGAUCCCAACAUUAACUUCCUCCCUGGGGACUACAAUGAUAUAUUUGCUGCAAUUAUUUCUUCAGAUCAAUAUAGCGUUACAGAAGGCCUAGAAUUCUUCGCUCAAUUCUACAAUGAGAUUGAGCAAGGGUAUGAAUCGCUGUCUCGAAUUUACCAAACUCUGGGCAAUAACAUAAAAACAGAAGAGGAACUUAUCUUGUUGAAGAACAUUGUGGCCGAGAAAGUUGACCAAAAUCAAGGUGCAGCUCCAAGUCUGAAGAAUAUUGCCCAUUCUGCUAUUGCAAAAGCAGAAGAGAAUAUUGCGUGGCUCAAUAAAUAUUCACCUGCAAUCGCUGAAUGGAUUGAGCAGCACAAUUCGGCUUCCACACAAACGAAAUCAUCAAUUACUCUAAUUGGCUCCAUUUUCAUAAUCGUUUGCCUAAUCGCAAAUUUUAAGUAGAUUGUAAAGUUCCAUUGAGAUUAUUUGCUAUCAGUCUGUGAAAUGAUUGGACUGAAUUAUCUUCGAGAUAUAAAUUAGAUAAUGAUAUAUUUUAGUAUUAAUUACUAUUUCACAGCUAUUGUUACCAUUUGCUCUGUUGUAAUUUAAUCUUUUGUCGUUGAAAUAAAGUGCAAUGGGUUGACCAUGAAAA
Molecule: messenger RNA, 3025 nt
Organism: Phlebotomus papatasi
Lineage: Eukaryota; Metazoa; Arthropoda; Insecta; Diptera; Psychodidae
Product: aminopeptidase N-like
Exons: 3
Coding region: 88-2835 (915 amino acids)
Biological process (GO): proteolysis; peptide catabolic process
Cellular component (GO): cytoplasm
Molecular function (GO): zinc ion binding; metalloaminopeptidase activity; peptide binding
Source: RefSeq, a predicted model, not a curated record